This is a messenger RNA of Eurypyga helias (sunbittern), 448 nucleotides long. RefSeq names its product lipoma HMGIC fusion partner-like 3 protein. Gene Ontology annotation, cellular component: plasma membrane. The annotation marks the transcript as partial. Gene Ontology annotation, biological process: sensory perception of sound. The transcript is spliced from 2 exons. NCBI's taxonomy places the organism in Eukaryota, Metazoa, Chordata, Aves, Eurypygiformes, Eurypygidae. The record is from RefSeq and is a predicted model, not a curated record.
AUGUCGGUUUGCUUUGCUGUGUGUGUUUCUGCAGUGAUGUAUCACCACCUCAGGUCACACGUUGCAUCCUCUCAGGCACGAGACAUGUCUGAGCAGCAAGUCCUGUGCCAGUCCAGCGCUGUGGGCAAACCCAAAACAUGUUCCAUAGUCAGGCUGGUAAGAUGCUGUGGCAAGAGCUAUGACUAUGCUCCAGAACACGGAGGGGCCACACCUGCCUGUCUCGUCCUGGGUUGUAUGAUUUUUCCUGAUGGCUGGGAUUCAGAUGAGGUAAAACGGAUGUGUGGUGAAAAGACAGACAAGUACACGCUGGGGGCUUGUUCAGUCCGCUGGGCAUAUAUCCUGGCGAUUAUUGGAAUCUUGGAUGCCCUGAUCCUCUCAUUUCUGGCAUUUGUGCUUGGCAACAGACAAGACAGCUUGCUAGCAGAGGAGCUGAAGUUGGAAAACAAAG